Messenger RNA from Pyrenophora tritici-repentis Pt-1C-BFP, 605 nucleotides. RefSeq lists its product as uncharacterized. The record is from RefSeq and is a predicted model, not a curated record. NCBI's taxonomy places the organism in Eukaryota, Fungi, Ascomycota, Dothideomycetes, Pleosporales, Pleosporaceae.
ACCAAAUCUCAAUCCAGAUCCAGAAUCUGGGCCAAUUCCUCCAUCCAAUUCACUUUACCUAUGCAUUUUGUUUACCCUGGGCUAAAUUCUCAAUCUCAUCGUACACACGACAAAACGAACAUAAUGCCUGAACAAGCAAAGGAUUCUAUGCUCCAAUCGCUCAGAAACUGGGGAGAAAACUCUGUACCCCCAACUCUCCUCGCCACUCUCAUCACCGCUCAACAUGCCCGUCCCUUCCAGGUCUUCCCCAUGAUGUUCCCACCCGUCCUGCUCUUCUCAUCCUACCUGAACCUGAGCAACUACAAGACGGAUUCUGCUGGGAUAACAGCGGCCUGGAGUGGGUUGUACGCAUUACUUGCCAUGCGCAGAAGACAGGGAAUCAGGAACAAACUCACUGUUCGCGGUGUUGUCAGAGGAAGCUCGCUCGCACUUUGUGCUGUUAACGUGGUAGGCUGUGGGUUGGCCUACACGUUUGGCAAGCGGGAAAAGGAAGAGAAGAAAGUGUAGAGACCUGAUGAGAAUGAAAACUGGCCAAUGUGACAUACUGUAAUUCUAGACGUGAAGUUUGUCCGGAAAGAGUAGGACGGCAAUGAAACGAAAUCUAU